CCGGGCGGGAGGGCAUGGCUAAGACGUGACGAAGACGUCACUAGCGUCAGAGCGGGAUAACUGAUAACAUCGCUUUAAUUCGGGAAGAGAGCCGGAAAUCUCUAGGUUUGAGCAGCCGUGACGGGAGAAAAGGACACACGUUAUGAGUGCCAUGGCUGCCAGGAAGCAGGGACGUACUUCUCCUUCAGGCACCUCUGCAGAGACCACAAGGAUGAGGCUUAAAGCCAGCGAGAAAAAAUGCUCGUGGGCUUCCUACAUGACUAACUCUCCAACCAUGAUAGUGAUGGUUGGGUUGCCAGCCCGGGGGAAAACAUACAUGUCCAAGAAGCUGACAAGAUACCUGAACUGGAUUGGAGUGCCGACUAAGGUCUUUAAUCUUGGAGUCUAUAGGAGGAAAGCGGUCAGAGCGUACAAGUCCUAUGACUUCUUCAGGCAUGACAAUGAAGAAGCAAUGACAAUCAGAAAACAGUGUGCUUUGGUGGCCCUGCAGGAUGUAAAAGCCUAUCUGAAUGAUGAGGGAGGACAGAUUGCUGUUUUUGAUGCCACAAACACCACCAGAGAGAGGAGGGAGCUCAUUCUCAACUUUGCAAAUGACAAUUCAUACAAGGUGUUCUUUGUGGAGUCAUUAUGUGAUGAUCCAGAUGUCAUUGCUGAAAACAUCAUGGAGGUGAAGGUUUCCAGUCCAGAUUACCCAGAGAGUGGCAGUGACGGCGUCAUGCAGGACUUUCUGAAACGGAUAGAAUGCUACAAAGUGACAUACCAGCCUUUGGAUCCUGAUGAUCACGACAAGAACUUGUCCCUCAUUCAGGUGAUUAAUGUAGGCCGCAGGUUCCUGGUCAACAGAGUGCAGGACUACAUCCAAAGCAAGAUCGUUUACUACCUCAUGAACAUCCACGUGCACUCCCACUCGAUCUACAUUUGCCGGCAUGGAGAGAGCCUUCAUAAUGUGGAGGGGCUGCUGGGAGGAGACUCUGAGCUGUCAGAGAGAGGAAAGCAGUUUGCAGUGGCCUUGAGGGGUUUUAUCGAGGAGCACAAGCUGUCAGACCUGAAAGUGUGGACGAGCCAACUAAGACGCACCAUCCAGACAGCGGAGGAGCUGGGCGUCCACUACGAGCAGUGGAAAAUUCUGAAUGAAAUCGACGCCGGUGUAUGUGAAGAAAUGAGCUACAAGAUGAUCGAGGAAAAAUAUCCCAAAGAGUUUCUCAUGAGAGACCAGGACAAGUAUCUUUACCGCUACCCCGGAGGAGAGUCCUAUCAGGACCUGGUUCAGCGGCUGGAGCCAGUGAUUAUGGAGCUGGAGCGACAGGGAAAUGUUCUGGUCAUCUGCCAUCAGGCUGUCAUGCGCUGUUUGCUAGCUUAUUUCCUGGACAAAGGCGCAGAUGAUCUGCCCUACUUGAAAUGCCCUCUGCACACCGUCCUGAAACUCACUCCUGUGGCUUACGGUUGUAAAGUGGACACAUUUGACCUGGGGGUGGAGGCUGUAAACACUCACAGGGACAGACCAUUAACCAAAGACAGGACGGACGGCAUGCCUCCACCUUUCCUGCGUCGGAACAGCUUCACUCCUCUUUCUAGCCAAGACCAGAUUAAAAGACCGCGUCUGUACAGCGUGGGCAACCAUUUUAACGACCGCACGUCCCACGCUCCGUUUUUACCCAGCAUGCAGUUUUCCGAGGCACCUGAGGGCGUUGCCUCAUUGCAAAGAAAGGACUGUGUGAAUGAUUUCACUGAAGCAGAUGUUGAGGACUCCCUGAGGAAUUAGAGAUAUCCAUAGAAGAGCUCUUCUUCAGUGGUCUCCUCCUGCCUGUCACACUCCUCUCUGCCUUUAAACAGAGACUUUUCUCUGCAUACUGUAUUUAAGGCACCACUGUAACCCGCACUGUAACAUUCUCUGUAUACGUUUUAAUGUUGUUUUAGCUUUAUGCUAUUAUAUUUGUAAAUUAAUAUUUAAGUAAAUGGCAUUUAAAUCAAGGCUGAGAACCAACACACAAAAGAAACUUUAUAGUGAAGAAUCAAAUCCAUCUUAGUGUCAUAAACUGCAGCUUACAGUUGGAUUGUAGAAGGCAGGUAGAUUCUUUUUCUGUUCUCUUGAAAGCGCAAGACAUUGUGGCUCAAAUUGUUUAUAGCUUUCUAACUUCCCAAACGAUUGCUCACGUUUCCUGACCAGGUGAAGUUGUUGUUUUAUGUUCAAAUGCAGCGAAAUUACAAAAAAAGUUUCUUUUUUGCAAGAGCGCUGAAGAUUUUAAAAUGCACCAGAUGUUCUGUCUAGCCUAAUAAAAAAACAGGAGUUCCCUUUUUCCCAUUUGCUCUUCCAACAUUCAAUUCUACUAGACUGGAAAAAAAUAUUGUUCUUUUUCUAUUCUCUUCUAUGAACUUUGUUGUUGAUCAGACAUUUGUGUAUGAUAUUUCUACUGAUAUAUGUGCAUAUAGAUAGAUAUAAAUAAACCAACUAUGUCUUGUUUAGGGUUACAGGCUCACCGCUGCCAACCCAGCCACUGUUAGGUGGGGUACAGACAUCUUAAUUUGACAUUUUAGGAAAGAAGCUAUUAUAUAAGCACCUUAAUUUAAGCAUACAGGCACUUUCCAAAAAAUCUAGACUAGAGUAUCUCGGAAAAGUGUAUUAUUUUACAUUAAAAAAACUUUCAAACAGUGA
This is a messenger RNA of Oryzias latipes (Japanese medaka), 2653 nucleotides long. Its product is annotated as 6-phosphofructo-2-kinase/fructose-2,6-bisphosphatase 2. The record is from RefSeq and is a predicted model, not a curated record. Gene Ontology annotation, cellular component: cytosol. Lineage: Eukaryota; Metazoa; Chordata; Actinopteri; Beloniformes; Adrianichthyidae. Gene Ontology annotation, molecular function: 6-phosphofructo-2-kinase activity; fructose-2,6-bisphosphate 2-phosphatase activity; ATP binding. Gene Ontology annotation, biological process: fructose 2,6-bisphosphate metabolic process; fructose metabolic process.